Molecule: messenger RNA, 3280 nt
Organism: Lycium barbarum (goji berry)
Lineage: Eukaryota; Viridiplantae; Streptophyta; Magnoliopsida; Solanales; Solanaceae
Product: F-box/LRR-repeat protein At3g48880-like
Exons: 2
Coding region: 2054-2968 (304 amino acids)
Molecular function (GO): protein binding
Source: RefSeq, a predicted model, not a curated record
UUUUUAUUUUUUAUUCUUCUGUUCUUUAAGGUUGUUGUCGGAUUAAACUUUUUUUUUUUUUUUUUGAUUCGAGUUGGAUCUUGAUUCCAAAAGUUGUUGUGGGUGUUAAAAGGGAUUCGGCGUACACCUUGUGGAAUUUUAAUUGCAGAAAAAAAUUGAUUUUUGCCCAUACAGGUCUGAAUUUGUGUUUCCAUGUUUUCUGCAUUUCAAUUAUUAGUGCGGUAUGAUCAAAUGUGGAUUUCUUUUGUUCUUAAAGUUUGAAUCUUUAUCGAGGUUGGUUUUAAUUUACUUGUGCUUUUUUCCAUUUUGUUGAUUUAACGAUUCAAUUCUUGGAGUUCUCCAAUCUUUUGGAAAAUAGAUAUCUGCAUAGGUUAUAUGAAAAUGGUGCUUUGGUUAUUCCGUCUUUCCUUUUCUCAAAGAGAAAAUUGGGUUUGGGUUUAUCUAGAUGAUUAGUAGUUUGAUAGAAAAGAUUGUGCAGACUUCAUAUCAGCUGCUAAAGUAUCUUAUGUUAGUUGAUUUCCUUUUAGUCUGUGAUUUGCCACCUGGUUACUUUGGAAAUGCAAUUUUCUACUCAGAUUCAGGUACUUGUAAGUUUAAAUGCAAUUCUUAUGGAAAAGAUAAAUGUACUUUUAGGCCCUUGUUUGUUUUUGAUGUUUUAAAUAAAGCAGAAUGGAUUUCCGGUUCACUGGCUAGAAGUCUAGAACUCUGCUUAAAAUGGUGUUGUAGAACUCAUGUGAAACAAAAAGAGGAGCUUUUAUGUGUUGUGUGUUAGGUUUAUUGUGAAAUUAGCAAAAAACAAUAUAUAGAUGAAGCACAAUAUACAUAGCUAAUUCCAAUGGUUAGGAUUAAGGUUUGUUUUAUGUUGCUACACUUAUAUUAAGUAUGUUGUUUGCCAGGAGUCUUUUUAGUUCAUUACUGAUUUGUACUAUUUCGGUAGGAAAUGUAGAAAACCUUUAUAGUAAUAGAGAGUCCUUAAUAAUGAAACCGCUCAAAGUCCAAAUGGAGCGGAAUGGAUAUUGAGUGUUCAUAUAGCCGACCUCAACUAGUUUAGGUUUGAAGCAUAGCUGUUGUAAAGUACGACUCCACCUCAAUCCCAAACAAGUUGGGGCCAGCUAUAUGAAACGUCAAUGUCCAUAUUACUCCAUUUAAUCUGUUGUUAAGUAGUAUCAAAAAAUUGAACCCGGGUAGAGCGGAAUGGUUACAAAGGAACCAUACAACCAAUUGCAAAUUUUUGACAUUAAGGCAUAGUUAUUUUUGUACCUUACUAGUAUUGUUUAUAUGUCUUUGACAAGUUUUAGGAAUUCACUUAACGAAUGAUAGUCAAACUUUGACUUCGUGUUUUUCCUUUCACCUAACUUUUUAACUACUACUACUUUAAUAUCUUUUAACUACUCUUUGCUAAAUAAAAAAAUCAUGUUAACUUAUUUAUUUCUGUUCCCAUUCACGUAAAAUAGAAUUGAAGGAGUAUUAUGUUUUUGCGCCCCCUUCCAUUUUCUUCAGUAGAUACUUGUCCCAUUCCCCAGUUCUCUUUGUACUUGUCUUGUUCUUCGAAACAUAUAACAAGUCUUCAGCUUUUCCAUCCUAAUGCUAAGGACAUCGAAUAUUCCUCUUUAGGGGAUUUUAUGUGCAAAUCAAUGUUACUUCCUUCUUUUUGUAUCAUUUUGCUUUCGUUAAUGAUUAUUUUUAUCCAAAUGUGAUUUGCCAGCAAGAACUUAGUAGUUAGUACUCUGUCCUUAUCUAUAACCAACAUAAGUUCCAGGUCAGAUUUUCCUAGUUUCUUCACUUUUGGGAAUCCCAGUACUCCUCAGACAUAUUUGUACAUUCUUCUAUGCUUGUUCGUAUUUGUACAUUCUUCUAUGCUUCUUCGUAUUGCAGGGAUCAACUUUUCUGCAUCAUGGUCUGAGUAUAUUCACAAGAACACAAAAUGACAAUCAGCCACAUCAAUUUGACUUCAGGAAUUUGAUUAUUCUUCAUGGAUCUAGGGAAUUAAUGACCUUGCUUGUUUCUACAGGAGUUUUUAUGCCCUAAAUCUUAGGAGAUUGAAUCUUUUGUGAUGGAAGAAGGAGAUUCUCCUGCAAGGAGAUGGGAGGACCUUGAUAUUGAUGUCUUGGUGAAGAUACUCCAGUCCUUUGACCUUUUCGAGUUGACUUCUGCACUUGCUCAAGUUUGUCGUGCGUGGCGAUUGGCUUGUUCCGAUCAACUUCUCUGGAAGACGCUGGAUUUGUCAGUACUAAAAUCAAAUUUCAUCAAAAUUCCAUUAGAGCCGUACGUAUAUGUCGACUCUCAGUCUGAUAAAACAUUGACCCGCCUCCUGGAGAUUUGCUUGAACCUCAGUCAAAGAAACACACUAACGUUAAUCUUCCAUUACAAUCUGUAUGUCAGCGACACUCAGUUGACUUAUGCUGCUGAGAGGUGUCCACGGCUUAAACGUCUUGUUAUGCCUGCUUGGAACAGAAUAAAAAAGACAGGAAUAUGCAGUGCUAUUCGUAUGUGGGAAGAUCUCGAAUCACUGACGAUGCCUAGUAUAGCAAAUCCUCCAUAUGUCAUGGAAGAAAUUGCAAGGAGUUGCAGAAAUUUUGCUGAGCUCAAGAUUAUUGGCCCCUGUGAUAUGCUCUUUGCAAAUACACUGGUAGAAUUUCUUCCAAACUUGAAAGUGUUGAGUGUGAGGUGCACAAUGUUAUAUAAACCUGCCUUGGUUAUUAUCUUGGAUGGGUUAAAAAAGUUGGAAGUGCUCAACAUAUCUCAUUGCCUAAUUAUCGAAGUCCCUCCACCUGCACGGAAGAAAAUUCUGACCAAGCUUGAUGAAUCGAUUCUUGAAAAAGUGUCUAGUUUACGCAAAUUCAUAACCUGCAUGAGUGACUCGUGCAUCAUGUGUCAGCGUACUCGAAAUGAUGAAGGGCUGAUGAGGUGGUAUAAGUAUGAAGAAGGCCUCUGGAAAGUGGAUGAGGUGAGAUCUCUUGCAAUUUGACAACUUUAAGAAUAUGAGUUAAAGGUCCAGUAAAAUGUGUAAACUUGUGUAAAUGAAACACAAUAAAACCUUGUCAUUGUUAAUGGACGCGAAUCAGCAUCCAGUUUGCUAGCAAGUAUUAUCGUUUUGAGUUGGUAACCUCUGGUGGCUAAGUUGAGUAGCUUUGUAGUAUAGGAGAGAAAUAUAAACAGUACUAUCAUGUACAUGGAAGUGUAAUGCUGCUUUUAUGUUGUAACUUUGUAAGUUGUAAGUCUUAUCUCUUCGACAGGGUUGUUUUCCUGUUCUAUACAUUUCUGCGUGUUUCUAUGCUUU